Molecule: messenger RNA, 805 nt
Organism: Elaeis guineensis (African oil palm)
Lineage: Eukaryota; Viridiplantae; Streptophyta; Magnoliopsida; Arecales; Arecaceae
Source: RefSeq, a predicted model, not a curated record
CUCCCUACCCUCUCCAACCUAUAACCCAUCAGCCUGAGUCUCUUCUUAUUGGUAGAGUCUCCUCUUCUUUGCUGAUCCUCUUCCAACCACUUGCUUGUUUAAUUUAUAGUAAUCACACAUACACCUAGGAUGGCAUCCCAAACCAUUGAGAGCUACCGUCAGGGCGCCGAGAUCCACUGUGGUGAUGAUCUCUGCAAGAAGAAGUCCAUCCAACUCCUCGAAGAGCUCGGCCUCCCCAAGGGCUUGUUACCCCUUGAGAAUGUCGAGGAGUUUGGCUACAACCGCGCGGCUGGAUUCAUGUGGCUGAUCCAGAAAAAGAAGAAGGAGCACACAUUCAAGAAGAUCAAGCAGACUGUGUCGUAUGCCACCGAGGUGACAGCCUUCGUGGAGCAGCGUAAGCUGAAGAAGAUAACUGGGGUGAAGACAAAGGAGCUGCUGCUGUGGCUCUCUGUUGUCGAGGUUUACAUCGAUGAUCCCUCACCCGAGAAGGUCACUUUCAAGACCGGCACCGGUCUCUCUGACAGCUUUCCGGUGUCUGCCUUCGAGCUUGAAUAGUAUGUGUGAGAGAAGCUGGUGGAGGGACUAAAGCUGGUCCUCUUUUGAUCUCUCGAUAAUGGGAAAUGGAAACUAGUCUCGCUAUCUGUUGCUUUCAUUUUAUUAUCACUUUUCUCUUGGUAGAAUCAGUCGCCAUCAGUUGUUGAUGUUAAUUACCUAGGUUUUAGUUUUUCUUUUAUCUCUUGGGCAAAGCUGAUGUAUCGAAUAAGUGUUCUACAUCAUUAUCUUAAUACAAAAGAUUUUUAAAUAU